Molecule: messenger RNA, 1510 nt
Organism: Selaginella moellendorffii
Lineage: Eukaryota; Viridiplantae; Streptophyta; Lycopodiopsida; Selaginellales; Selaginellaceae
Product: tobamovirus multiplication protein 1
Exons: 13
Coding region: 132-1268 (378 amino acids)
Source: RefSeq, a predicted model, not a curated record
UAUUUUGUGUGAAGAGGGGGAAAUGCGCGAUCGAUCGGAGCAGGGGCGAGGAGGGACUGGAUGUUAGGCAGCAGGGCCGCCAGCAGGAAAAUGCUUUGGUCCAGAUUUGGGCCUGGAUCGGGCUGAGCAUUAUGAUGUAUAGCGCAUGGAUUGGGUUCCAGCGCGCGAGCAGAUGCCCGGAUCGGGAGAUUACCAUCGCCAAUUCGAUCCUAGCUGCGAUCAAUGCGCUGAUAGCUAUUGCGGCAUUUUCACAGCUUCUUCGAUUGUACUUGUAUACUCUGCCAUUGCGGUGGACACGGCAAAAGGUUUUUCAUUGUUUGAUUGGCGUGGCGAGUCUUGGAUAUUGUCUAUAUUUCGUGCUAAACGUGAUUGCACCCUGCCAAGGAUGGUAUUGCUGGAAGCAUGCGUGUGGAUUUAUAGCCAUGGCUGUUCCUCAGAUACUGUUUCUUGCUACCUUCUUGCUGUUGUUAUCGUUCUGGGUGGAUCUUUGUCAUCAAGCCACAGAUAAGGAAGAGGAGGAGGAUGACGAGGAAGAAACUGAUGGAGCUCAAGCACAGGCUACAGUCGGCAAGGAUCCCAAAGUCCCAGUGCACACGGACAAGCAUCGCCGCUGUUGUCAUUGGUGGAGAUCCAGAAUUCAUGGCCGUCAGAAGUUUGUGAUAGCGGUUGUGAUGCUGAUAUUCAUGAUCACCUUAGUCUGUGCAAUUCUGAUAUGGAUCGGGAUGGGGGACAACUUCAUAGACUCUGGGACUGUUGCCGAGAUCUACUCGGAUAUGCUUGCCAUUGUUAUUUUUUUGUCCGGUGGGGGCCUGGCAGGAUAUGGACUUGCAUUAUAUACAAGGAUGAGCAGGCUGCGUGUUGGAAAGACAUCAGCAGAGUUACAAAAGGUAGCAGGGUUGGCAGUCGUAUCGGUGCUGUGCUUCUCCAUACGUGCUCUUUUCAUUCUUUUGGGCGUGUUUAAAAUUCGCAGCCGAUACACGUCCGUAGUAUUCUUUCUGUAUUCAUUCAUAGGUGAAGUGAUACCUUGCGUGGUGGUGCUCUGGGUGAUGAGGAAUAAUCCGUCACGACUGAGCAGUACGCAGAGUCGGCGGUCCGUGACCUCGGUUUCCGGCUAUCAGCAAGCUUUAGCGCAAGAACAGGCACUUCUGCAGCAGUGGAUAGUUCCGGAUGAUAUGGAGUCGAUCAUUGUGGCGUCUAGCAGAAGCAGGAGGAGCAAGUCUGGAAGAGUAGCCGAUUCUUCAGAGGGAAGCACAAGCAAUUCUGGCUAAAUAAAAGCAGCGGUGUAAAUACCGAUUCUUUCAUUUGUAAUUCAGGAAUUUGGCUCUGUGCCUCUGUUUUGUGGAGCUGCUGGUAACUCCUACAUUCUUUUCUCCAGGACGCCUAUCGCAAGCACGCAAAGUGCCAUGUCUAAAAGAGAUGCGAAAGCUUUCAUUGAGAGGAUCACCAGCGGAAAAAGUCAGUGUAAGUCAAUAAAAAGUCAAGAAGUAAAUGAAAGUCAAUGGUAUUGAAA